Molecule: messenger RNA, 1907 nt
Organism: Oncorhynchus mykiss (rainbow trout)
Lineage: Eukaryota; Metazoa; Chordata; Actinopteri; Salmoniformes; Salmonidae
Product: beta-1,3-N-acetylglucosaminyltransferase lunatic fringe
Biological process (GO): pattern specification process
Cellular component (GO): Golgi membrane
Molecular function (GO): O-fucosylpeptide 3-beta-N-acetylglucosaminyltransferase activity
Source: RefSeq, a predicted model, not a curated record
ACUAACCGAAGGUUCGAAUGGAACAGUCCAGUAAUCUGGAGAGAGACGGAGAGAGAGAGUGAACAAAACCAGGAUGAACAGUCAGAUGUCUCUCUAGUCUGUGAGUUUUGUCGCAGUGGAAUAGACGUGCACUUUUAUUGUCAAUGCUUGCACCGCUCACCAUUGUAUGUGAUUAUAAACUAUCUAUUUUAGAUUUGUAAACUUGUAGCAAGAUGUCAAAAGGUGUCUGGAGGAAACGCGCCCUCUCCACGGCUGGAGGAGCCUCGUUCACCUGCCUCGUGAUGAUGUUUCUUCUCGUCGCCGUUAUCAAACACCGGGGGACUCUCGUGGAGGAAGGUUCCACCGGGAGAGAGUUCGGGACUCGCUCCCUGCAAAGUUUAAAGAGCAUGAAUAAUAAUGACAAACCCGUUAACCAAGCUCCAGCCGAGGAUCGGGUCGGGGAGAAAUGUCAGGCGACCCAGGUCAAGGGUUUCUCGGCGUACUUCAGUGAGUUGAGCCGUGGGAAGCGGGCGAUGGAGCACAGAGCGGUGAAGACUCGUGAUCCUACACCGGUGGAGGAGCUCAGUCCGGCGGAUGUGUUCAUAGCGGUGAAAACCACCAAGAAAUAUCACCACACCAGGCUGGAUCUACUGCUGGACACAUGGAUCUCUAGAAACAUGCUACAGACGUACGUAUUCACCGAUGGAGAGGAUGACAGGCUGAGGAAGAGGAUGGGGAGUCACAUGAUCAAUACGAACUGUUCAGCGGCCCACAGUCGCCAGGCUCUGUCCUGUAAAAUGGCCGUCGAAUACGACACCUUCAUCAGCUCUGGAAAGAAAUGGUUCUGCCAUGUGGAUGAUGAUAACUACGUGAACAUACGUCCCCUCGUGAAGCUCCUGUCUCACUACAGCCACGCCCACGACGUCUACAUUGGCCGGCCUAGCCUCGACCGACCGCUAGAAGCCACCGAGAGGUUUGGCGACGCCCACACGCGUCCAGUGCGUUUCUGGUUUGCCACAGGAGGAGCAGGGUUCUGUGUUAGUCGAGGUCUCGCCCUCAAGAUGAGCCCCUGGGCCAGUGGAGGUAAUUUCAUGACAACAGCUGAUCGUAUUCAUCUCCCUGACGACUGUACGGUUGGUUACAUCAUCGAGGCGUUGCUAGGGGUGGGUCUUAUCCGCUCCCCACUGUUCCACUCUCAUCUGGAGAACCUUCAGCUGGUGUCACCGACACAGAUACACCACCAGGUGACUCUGAGUUAUGGAACGGUUGACAGUAAGAGAAACAUAAUCAAUAUAAGAGGAGCGCUCUCAUUGGACGAAGACCCUACCAGGUUCAGGUCUGUCCAUUGUGUCUUAUACCCAGACACUCCGUGGUGUUCAGCCCUGACCUGGUACUGAGGUACUGACCCCACCAGUCCAGAGACACGGAAAGAGGGGAGAAGACGAGAGAUGGAGCAAAGACACGGAAGGGGGCGAUGGGCAGAGGAGAGAAGUGGAGAAGAGGGACUAGAGAUAUUGAUGAAUGGAUAGACAGAGGAGAGAAGUGGAGAAGAGAGACUAGAGAUAUUGAUGAAUGGAUAGACAGAGGAGAGAACAGGAGAAACAGCCAAUAGCCUCCCUCUGUAUGGUUCCAGAAUGAUGAUGUCAUGAUACGGUGCCUUCUGACCAUAGAACGCCUUUCUCCAGCUCUCAUGUCCUGCAUGGUGUCACAUGGAUGGAGUCGGAUGGUUUUCGGGUUCCUAGGGCCUCGGGGGGCACCUCGUGGGACGACACUGGAUCUCUCCGUCACCGGAUCCUUACGCCCUCUAACCCUUGACCUCUAACCCCUAGUCCCUCCCAGAGAGGCCUGGUGGGGGGAAGAGACGAGCGCAACGUUGUUGUGAAGUUGCUGAUUGCAGAUGGCUCUGUGUGUUGCAGCUCUAACAGAGA